Molecule: messenger RNA, 874 nt
Organism: Laetiporus sulphureus 93-53
Lineage: Eukaryota; Fungi; Basidiomycota; Agaricomycetes; Polyporales; Laetiporaceae
Exons: 3
Coding region: 227-691 (154 amino acids)
Source: RefSeq, a predicted model, not a curated record
CAAAACCUCUCUCGAUCUUUCAAGCCCUUCUACGCUUAUUCUUGAGCCGUCUACAACAUAAAAGAGAAUCAUUCUGGGCCUCGCUCUCUGGAUUUCCCCCUAACACCGUCUGCGGACCUUAACGAGAUCCUCACAGCACAAUUGGCUCAUGGAUGCCGCGCUCGCUGUAUGAAAGUUAUGGAAUGGUUCCGAAUCUAGCUUUCCUCUUCAUCACUCGCAUUCCACCAUGCCGGACGUUACUGUUCGUAAUGAAACACCUGAGCAACUCAACGUCGCCUUCCGGUUCGUUGCCCCUGCCAGUUGGACGAACUGCCUCCGCUCUGGAGAUUCUUGGCACACCCAUCUCCCCUCGACACCAUUCACCAUUGAAGUUCGUGUCGACACCGAACAAAAUCAUUUCUCGGCUGAAGAUUCUGCAAGAACAGCGGUAGACAUCUCGACAGGAUGGUUGGCCGGCACCGCCAGCGUAGUGGGAGGGUUCAUGGGUUCGUUCGUUGGGGGGGCUGCAGCGGGGCCGUUGAUGGGACACGCGAUGGCUGCUGGGGCGCGUUUUGCGCAAAAUGCUGACGGGAUGGUCAUUACCGUCGGUGGCGUAUGGAUUCCUUUCCAUAACAAGACGUUCGCGAUCCGUUUCGAUGAAGGACAGGGGUACAGUCUGUGGGAUGUGGACGAGAACCGCAAGAUGUCGUAGGAAUCACUUGGUCCAUACAGAAUUGUUUCGAAGAACGUGCAGAGCCGCGUGCGUACUGUCCUGGUUCCAGAGCAGCAGAAUAUGCUCGUUAAAAUGCACUACCUGGGAAGCCUGUUCACUGUAUCAUCGCUAAAUGGCUUUGGGCUGGAUUUUGCAUGAGAACGAAUAUAUUUUACAAGUUUU